AUGCAGAGAAGCACACUUAUUGUUUUAAUUCUCGCGUCAAUCGCUGAAAAUUCGCCUACAGAUCAAAUAUCAAUGAUGGAUAUGUUAAAAAACUAUCGGAGUAUGAAUGGUGACACGUUUGAAUCGAUUGUUCCUAACAUACAAGCCAACUAUACAACAGACUGUUGCCAGGAAUAUUCCUGUCCAAAUCCAUGCUACCCUCAUAUAUAUCCACCGCCUCCAUCCCCAAUAGUUGUUCCCGCCAGAACCUUCUACGAGCCAGUGGUUCACAACCACCCGCCUCUUCAUGUCAUCAAGAAGAUAAUCGCCAGAGAUAAGAAGAAAUGGAGAUAUGAUUCAACUAGCGAGGAGUUCACAUCCAGUGACACAGAUGAUUCAGGCACCAGUACAGACUACUCGAGUGUCCCAGUCAAUUGUAAAAUAGAAAUGAAACCCAAAAACACGAAUUAUAAACACGCCCAGGACAAUAAAACAAAUUAUGUCCUGAUGGCACUAGGAAUACUUUUGGUAGUACUACCGAUUGUAACUCUCUUCGUGGAUCCAGUGCUUAUAGCAAUGAAAUUCUUAACUCGUAUGGCAGUCGGGUCGCAACUGUACACCAUGCUGAGGGAGGAAGUUCCGGGCGCUUUUGUUAGUGUUUAUAUAUUCAACAUAACCAAUGGAGAAGCCUUCGUCUCCGGCGAGGAUUAUAAGCUGAAAGUUGAACAAGUUGGACCUUUUACUUAUCAGGAGUACCAUAAAAAUGAAGGCUUUGAAUUGGAUGAGGAAGCCGGAGUGAUGCGUUACACCCCCCUUGCCACCGCACAGUUCAUUCCAGAACAAUCUAUCGCCGAUCCACGACAAGUCAACAUUACUAUUAUCAAUACUGUGAUGCUUGCACUAGCAUCUAUGUUAAGUUCCUAUUCUGUAUUUGGACAAUCUGGCUACAAUAUGUUAAUAAAUCAACUGCAGUCGAAACCCUUCCUCAACAUUGAUGUGGACAGUUAUUUUUGGGGGUAUGAAGACCCACUAAUUGCUUUAGGCCAUACCCUUAUGCCAGGAUGGAUUACCUUCCAAAGAUUGGGUAUUUUAGAUAGGCUAUACGACCCAUCUGCCGUGCCAAGACUAGAACUUGGAAUCUAUGACGAGGAUAAGUUGAAUAUAAGGACUGUAAACGGAUGUCCCGGCCUCAAGGUAUGGCAAUACGAAAAUCCUUCCAAACGUUCUAGAUGCAAUACGCUAACUGACGCCUACGAGGGCUUUGCUUUCCCCGCGGGACUAACUCCUGACAGAGCUCUCAGACUAUAUCGUAAUGUUUUCUGUCGGAUGCUCGACCUGGUUUACGUUGAAACUAAGGUCUCGGACUUGGUUCCUGAAAUAUUCGUAUACGAAAUCAGAAACGAUAGUUUUGCUAUUAACGCGGAAAGCAACUGUCUCUGUGGCGAAUAUGAGUGCAUCGAAGGCGUUUCAAGUGCAGCGCCUUGCUUGUUCGGUUUUGAUCUUGCGUUAUCAUUCGGACAUUUUUGGAAUGCUGAUCCCAAAGUGUAUGAACGUAUUGAUGGAAUGCGUCCCGAUGGAAAGGAACAUGGUAGCGAGUUCCUGGUUGAUCCGAUUAGUGGUGCGGUGUUAGAUACGAGGUUCACACUUCAAUUAAACUUGAUUGUUAGAGACGUGAGGUACAACAGUUUAACUAAACCAUUCAGUGAAAUGGUGAUACCCAUGGCCUAUUUAAAGAUUGUCCAACCACCAUUACCAGACGAGGCAAAAAAUUUAUUCAGAUUUAUGUACCUAGUAUUUCCUAAUAUUAUCCUCGGGCUGCAGAUCAUUACAUUCAUAAUAGGUUUUACAAUGAUCGUGUACACAGUCAGAAAGCUUUAUUGGAAGGUUGUUUUAACAAAAGGUAUUGAUUUCAUGGAUGCAAGUAAUGAGAAUAGAGUUCAUGUACCACAUUCAGAAACACCUCUCGUAGAAGAAAAAACUUUAGAUGAAACAGAAUACCGAUUGGACACGAGAUAG
Messenger RNA from Danaus chrysippus (African queen), 1995 nucleotides. NCBI's taxonomy places the organism in Eukaryota, Metazoa, Arthropoda, Insecta, Lepidoptera, Nymphalidae. The record is from the annotation of a GenBank genome assembly.